UAAAUUUUAGUCUAGCUUAGCUUGGUUAGAAGUAACGUCGCGCAAAUUGACGUUACGACUCCGUCAUGCAUCACAGCCUAGCGCCAAAGUCAAAAUGCCCCCGCACAGUGUUUGAGUUUGGAUUUCUCUACAAUGCGAAACAAGCUCAAACGGGGCAGAAACUGUAAGGAUACACCCCGCCAAAGCAAAGACCAAAUACAAACCACCGAGGUAAUAUCUUUAGUGUUAUCGGAGUCGAGCUGCUACUUUGAUAAAACAUCACCAGAGGGAGGUUCAGCCUCGCUGGCUGCAAAAGACAAAAAUGGCUCUAACACCUCUGCUGCUGCUGGGAUCUCCCAACGAGUUCAGCCACUGCAGGAAAAGAAGAAGCAGACGUGCUGCGCAAAAGGCAUUAAAAUUGCGCCCAUUUUCUUACGGCAGAGCGAGAGUAAAAGGAGCAGUAAUGGUAAGCUGUAUCAGCCUGUAGAGAAGCCGCAGAAACCAGUUCCUCCUCAGAGGGAUGAUUUGCAAAGGGUGAAAAGUCAACGUCGGUUAUCAGUAUCUACAGUAUCUCAGCUGACAGAGAAAGAGGGGAUUAUUCUGUCUCCCUGGAGAGGACGGUUGUCACCCUCAUCUCUGCACAGCUGUCUGGAAGAAAUCAAAACAUCUAAUCCAGUAUUUCCAGUUCACACAGUGUUCAGCACGCUGCAGAGGAAAGCAAGUGAAAAACUGCGGGAUUUUGGAUCCACAGGUGAGACUGAGCAAGAGUCUGUUAAUAGUCUGUCCAAAGCAGAAAACUCCCUGCAGAACCACCUCAAAGAGAAGAGGAAACGAGGAGAAGAAAACUCUGAGGGGGUGUCCAAGCGUCUGAGGUGUAGUCUCACUGCAGAGGAUGCCAUUGGUGUGGAUCAAUGUCACCUUUUAGCACAGGGUGUCCAGGAAAGUACAGUCGUCUCUGUGAAGAAGCAGCCUAGGAGCAGAAAGCUGAGUCGCAGUCACAGGUUGAGGGAGCGAAGCGGGAGCAUAGCGGGCCUGGUGAACAACUGUGAGCCGAACUCUGAAUGGAGAAAUGACACAGAAUCUGAUGGCAAGCCACCCAUAACCUUUGAUAUUCUUCACAGAGAAUCCAGUUUUGAGGAUGUUCUCUGGACAGACAAGUACAGUCCUCAGCAUUCAAGUGAAGUCAUCGGCAACUCUGUCUCAGUGAACAAACUUCACAGUUGGUUGAAGAAAUGGAAACUACGAGCUGACUCUGACGAGAGGAGAAAAAUGGAGGAAAAGAAAGAUGAAGAUAACAGCAAUGACUCGUGGGACUGUGGAGACUUCCAAGGUGAGGCUGGGGCAGAGGGCGACAGAGAGGAUCCGCUAUGUAACACCGUGCUGAUAACAGGACCUCCAGGUGUGGGGAAGACUGCCUCAGUGUAUGCCUGCGCUCAGGAGCUUGGCUUCAAGGUGUUUGAGGUGAACUGCUCCUCACAGCGCAGUGGCCGCCACGUUCUGUCCCAGCUCAAGGAGGCUACCCAGUCCCACCUAGUGGAGACGUCGGGCAAGGACCCACUGAAACCAGCUUACCUCAACAACUACAAUACCAGCAGCUGCACUCCUAAAACUGAGACUUUACCUGGAAAAACAGUGCAUCCUAAAAAUGUCAUCUCUACCACAAAGAGGAGGACAGCACAGAACUUUGGCCGCUCUAGUCGCAGAGGAAAAGCUAAUCCAGCCACAGUCACUUUGGCCAACUACUUUAAGAUGAAGGCCAAAGCAGAUCACUUACACUUUGGUGGCCUGUCGCCAUCUGAGAAACUAGACGGGGAGAAAUUGGGCAGACCAUCAGCAGGCUGUGAUCAAACAGUGCCACAGAGUAAAAAGACAGCCACAUCACUCAUUCUGUUUGAAGAGGUUGAUGUCAUAUUCAGCGAUGAUGUUGGUUUCCUCGCAGCCAUCAAAACUUUCAUGACAACCACUAAAAGGCCAGUCAUUCUGACCGCCAAUGAUCCUUUAUUCAGAGAGAGAUUCAACUGCAGCUUGGAGGAAAUCAUUUUCAAAACCCCAACAGCGGUGAAUGUCUGUAGCUACCUGCAGCUGGUGUGUUUGGCUGAGAAUGUGCAACUGGAGUUGGAUGAUGUUAGCAGCCUCCUCACACUCACCUGUGGAGACAUCAGGCGCUGUCUGCUGCAGCUGCAGCUCUGGGUGCACGGUGGUGGAGGAAGGGCAUCUCAGAGUGGAGGCUUGCUUAAGGAGCCUACUCGUGUACAGUACUCAAAUGAUGCUGAAGAGGUAGACAAUUUAGACUCCAGUCUUCCUCCAUGUGACACAGGCUGCACUGCCAGCAUGCUCGGUCUCCAUCCUGUCACCCAAAACCAACUGUUGAACCUUUUAAAGUGUCAGCGCUGGUCUGAAACAGACACGAACAAGCUCCUGAGGCUCCUAGCUGAGAGCUGGAGAGGAGGGGUUCCUCUUCUCUACACCAACCUGGAGCUCCUUCUACCUAUCGGCACCAAGGGAACUUCAGUCCACUACCUGGACAAGGUGACUUGUUCUGGGCUGCAGAGUGAGCUGGCACCCUCUGACACUGAUCCUCACCUCCAGCAGCUCAAUCAAAAUAUCUGUCCCAAAUCUGUUAGGAAUAACUCCAGGCUUAGUAGAAAGAAAUAUAUUGCAAGAGUGUUUGACACUACAUCACCUUCCACUUUAACUCACAAACCUCAAAGCACUUCAUUGUCAUUAAAGGGGGCUCGUUCAAGACUCCCCAGUUCAAGUGACAAGACUGAACAAAAAUCAGCCCAAGUGGCAACUGACUGUUUAGAUGCCCUGACUGACUUCUUUGACCUCAUGUCGUACCUUGAUGCCACUCUGCCAGCUGCUGCAAAGCUUGUUUCAGGCUCAUGCAGCCCUGAGUCGUUUGUCUGGACAGGGGCAGAUAUAAAGGACGGCUUGUUGGAUGAGAUGAGUGAGGAGGGGGGCAGGAGCUGGAGCCAGGAGAGGCUGUCGGAUAUUCAGGCUGCUGCUGAAGGCUUGGGCUUUCACAGAUGCUGGUGGCGGGUGUCUGAGGUGAGGACUGAAGCCCAAAAAUACAGCCAGGAACUGGAGGACAAAGAGCGGGAGAGGCUGGUGGAGAAACUGAUGUUCCCCGCUGCUUCCAAAAGACAGAGCCUCAGAUUUAGUUUUCAACCUCUGUGUGCAUCAAGUGUGUCCCAAAGACAGUACAAGCUGAGCAGGACGGUGCUCAGCAGUAAAUCCUUCAGCCUGCUGGGAAACAGACAAGCUGUCAGUGUUGACUACAUGCCGGUUCUCCGCUCCAUCUGUCGCUUUCAUACAGCAAAGCAACUGAAAGAGGAGUCAGUCAGGUGUCUGAACUACCUCAGCAACUUACACCUGGACCUAUCAAAGUCAACUUUUCAACUCCUGGCAGAAGAUUUCUCUUAGAGAAAAAUCUGGACUACCACACCUUAUUCCUGUCAGUAUUUAUUUUACUAUGCAUCCAUUUUAGUGAACUCUUUUUCAAAUGAAUUUUACUCACUUGAGCUGUGAAAUCAGGUUUUAU
This is a messenger RNA of Seriola aureovittata, 3523 nucleotides long. It is a transcript of the gene atad5b, whose product is annotated as ATPase family AAA domain containing 5b. The record is from RefSeq and is a predicted model, not a curated record. The transcript is spliced from 13 exons. Bases 133 to 3405 code for a protein of 1090 amino acids. Gene Ontology annotation, cellular component: nucleus. Lineage: Eukaryota; Metazoa; Chordata; Actinopteri; Carangiformes; Carangidae. Gene Ontology annotation, molecular function: DNA binding; DNA clamp unloader activity; ATP binding.